AUGAAGACUGCCGUCAUCUUGGCCCUGAUUGGCUGCCUGGUCACGGUCACUGAGCCCAAAGUCUACACUCGCUGUAAACUGGCAAAAAUAUUUUCGAGGGCUGGCCUUGACAAUUACCAGGGCUUUAGCCUUGGAAACUGGAUCUGCAUGGCCUACUUUGAGAGCCACUACAAUACAACAGCUCAGACUGAGCUAGAGGAUGGGAGCAUUGACUAUGGCAUUUUUCAGAUAAACAGUUUCACGUGGUGCAGACGGGGUAAGCUACAAGAGAAGAACCACUGUCACGUUGCCUGCACAGCCUUGAUCACGGAUGACCUCACAGAUGCAAUUAUCUGUGCCAAGAAAAUUGCUAAAGAGACAGAAGGGAUGAACUAUUGGCAAGGCUGGAAGAAACACUGUGAGGGCAAAGACCUGUCUGAGUGGAAAAAGGGAUGUGAGGUUUCAUGAAUUGGAACUGGACCCAGG
Messenger RNA from Leptonychotes weddellii (Weddell seal), 465 nucleotides. The record is from RefSeq and is a predicted model, not a curated record. Lineage: Eukaryota; Metazoa; Chordata; Mammalia; Carnivora; Phocidae.